Molecule: messenger RNA, 2424 nt
Organism: Ictalurus furcatus (blue catfish)
Lineage: Eukaryota; Metazoa; Chordata; Actinopteri; Siluriformes; Ictaluridae
Gene: htr1ab
Product: 5-hydroxytryptamine (serotonin) receptor 1A b
Exons: 1
Coding region: 878-2131 (417 amino acids)
Biological process (GO): regulation of hormone secretion; regulation of behavior; regulation of vasoconstriction
Cellular component (GO): plasma membrane
Molecular function (GO): G protein-coupled serotonin receptor activity
Source: RefSeq, a predicted model, not a curated record
CCUUGUUGCAGGGGUUUCCUCUGGGUACUCCGGUUUCCUCCCCAUUCCAAAGACAUGCAUGGUAGGCUGAUUGGCAUGUCCAAAGUGUCCGUAGUGUAUGAAUGGGUGUGUGAAUAUGUGUGUGAUUGUGGCCUGCGAUGGAUUGGCAUUCUGUCCAGGGUGUACCCCACCUUGUGCCUGAUGUGCCCUGGGAUAGGCUGCAGGUUCCCUGCGACCCAGCGAUAUAGAAAAUUGAUGGAUGGAUGGAUUAUUAUUAUUAUUAUUAUUAUUAUUAUUAUUAUUAUUGUUGUUGUUGUUGUUGUUGUUGUUGUUGUUAUUAUUAUUUAUUCAAUUGUAUACCGUCCAGAAUGUAUUCCGCCUAGUGUUCCUGGGAUAGACUUCAGAUCCACCGUGACUCUGAAUGAAUGAAUGAAUGAAAAGACGUGUAACGAGGUUGAAAGUGUUUGUUACACCAGGUGGCAGCAGUUGCACGUUUCAGGUUUGUGAAUUUCGCUGGCCACGGAGCUGAGUCUGGAAACUUUGGUGUCAUAAAAAUGUUAGUCCAUUAUUUUUGAUCCAUUUCUAUAGUAACUAACGAGCAGUGCACAUAAGAGGCCGCAUAUAGGCUAUUGUAGGCUAUAUAUGACAUUUUUGUCCUUAAACCAUAGGAUGCUCCAUGCCUUCUGUUAACGAUGAGAGGUAUUGCAUGUACGGAUGCACAUAGUGAACUCUGAUCCACCUGCGUAGGUAACUGACGUAUGAUCCGGUGCUGGUAUAAAAGCUGGCGCGCUCGUCACAAGCCGUCAGUGACGAUGCUCAUGUCCUGUUCGUGCGCGCUCCUGCAGAAGGAGAUCAGUAGGUAGGUGACCGACGCUUUUAUCGUCUUUUGCGCUCGUUGAUGAACCGCGACAUGGACGAAACAGAGAACGCGUCUUCGUUGUUCCAAAACGACAGCAAUCUAGAGGACCAGAAUGACAAAGUGUCGCUGACAGCAAAGGUGCCGUUGAGUUAUCAAAUACCGACGUCUAUGCUGAUCGGCGCACUUAUCCUGUGCUCGGUGUUUGGAAACGCGUGCGUCGUGGCAGCCAUAGCUUUGGAGAGGUCACUCCAAAACGUGGCCAACUAUCUAAUCGGGUCUCUUGCCGUGACGGACCUUAUGGUGUCGGUACUCGUCCUGCCUAUGGCGUGCCUCUACCAAGUUUUGGACAAAUGGACACUCGGACAGGUCGCAUGCGACAUCUUUAUCUCGUUGGACGUUCUGUGUUGCACGUCUUCGAUUUUGCAUUUGUGCGCCAUUGCGCUGGACCGGUACUGGGCGAUCACCGAGCCUAUAGACUAUAUGAAAAAGAGGACGCUGAAACGGGCGGCGGUUCUGAUCGGCGCUACGUGGCUGGUGGGCUUCUUGAUAUCCGUUCCUCCCAUGCUGAUCAUGAAAUCGCAGCCCAAAAGCAAAGCAGAAGGCAUGGCCAACCCCGAAGCGUGCGCCAUCAGCCACGACCCGUGGUACACCAUUUACUCAACAUUCUGCGCCUUUUACAUCCCGCUCAUCCUCAUGCUCGUGUUGUACGGGCGCAUCUUCAAAGCGGCACGGUUUCGUAUUCGCAAGACCGUACGCAGGACAGAGAAGAAAAAAGUCACGUGCUUGACUGUGUCCCCGGCGCUUUUUAAGCGCUCCAAUGGAGAGCCGGGUAAAAGCUGGAGGAGCAGCGUGGAGCCCAAGCCGGCGUCGUGCGUCAACGGCGCAGUGAAGCACACGGACGACGGCGAGUCUGUGGAGAUCUUGGAGGUUCACGGCAAUUCAAAGCACGAGCUGCCUUUGCCUAACACACCGAGCUCGGCGCAGCUGUUCGAGAACCGACACGAGAAAAACACGGAGGCAAAGAGGAAACUGGCGCUGGCGCGGGAGCGCAAAACUGUCAAGACGCUGGGCAUCAUCAUGGGCACGUUCAUCCUGUGCUGGCUGCCUUUUUUCAUCAAAGCCCUGGUGAUGCCCUUCUGCCCGUCGUGCGAGAUGCCCGUGUGGCUUCAAGACGUGAUCAACUGGCUCGGCUACUCCAACUCCCUGCUCAACCCCAUCAUCUACGCAUACUUCAACAAGGACUUCCAGAGCGCCUUCAAAAAAAUCAUCAAAUGUCACUUUUGUCGAAAAUAACUGUGGAUUGCUUUGCUUUGUGAAUGAAUCACUUUGGGACUAAAAUCUAUUGUCCAUUUGCUGAAUUGACGGGAAAAUCUUUAGUAAAAACAUUCCUUCAGUGGGAUAAAGAAUGAUGACGUUUAUCCAGUGGUGGAAAUGGGUCGUUAUUCUCAUUGUUUAUUAUUUUUUUAUUAUAAAUUUGUUUCUGUUUUCAGAAAAGAUGUAUAAUACUGUGUAUAAAGGAACCCCAUGUACUGCUCACGUCCAUUGGAAGCAUGAAUGUGUUCAUGCUGUGAAAUAAACUGUCUCUA